Molecule: messenger RNA, 1746 nt
Organism: Heteronotia binoei (common prickly gecko)
Lineage: Eukaryota; Metazoa; Chordata; Lepidosauria; Squamata; Gekkonidae
Product: cation channel sperm-associated auxiliary subunit beta-like
Exons: 11
Coding region: 1-1746 (581 amino acids)
Cellular component (GO): cilium; CatSper complex
Source: RefSeq, a predicted model, not a curated record
AUGGAGGACGAGACCGAUCAGAAGAUGCUCCUACUCAGCUCAUGUGGCAUCGACACCCUGCAACUCAGCAGAAGGGCAAUCCAAAGGGGGCCCACUUCCUCUGCUGCAGCCAAGGCCCCCAACUCCUCCGCCACAGCCGAGAAGGGAGGAUCAGGCAUAAUCAACAAUGUUUUCGAGGACAACAAUUCUCCACAGUUUUUAUCAUCGGUUCUUGUUGAUGUUCUGAAUCGGUUCCCUGUCGAGACUAGCACUAGCAGCCCUUGUGUAUUAAAUACUUUAACCAUUCUGAAUCCUGAUCCAGGCACUACAGAAUUUAAGCUUCAGCUUAGUGCUUCAGCUAUUCACGUAUUUCAAGCAUCCGACGUUGAGAAAACGGUUGUGAUUCCAGGAUUCAGUAGUCUCUUCAUUGUUGCUGUUCAGAAUGACCUGACUGCUUUAGCUGAUGCUACUAUGCCUCAACGAGUACCUGUAAAUACUGUGUUUCAAAGCAAACAGUGGUUCCUGUAUGACUUUGGCACUACAAAUGGAAGGAAAUGGAGGGUUGUCGUUGACAGAUGUAGAUACACAAUACAGCAGCUUGAUGAUCUACCGGUCCAUGCCAUUAAAUAUUUGGAUCUUGGGUCACGACUGACUUUUUCAUUCAGAGUAUCACCAGUUAAUGUAGCGUAUCCAGUAUUUCAGGUGCCGCUAAUGGAGGUAAUAGUGGGAAAGCCCAAUCUACUGGACAUAGACACAGAAGACUACUGGGAUGACACUGAUAGUUAUAUAAUGAAACUACAUGUUAGGAGCAUAUUUUCUGAGCAGGGUAAAACGUCCAUUUCCGUGAUCAUCACAAAAGCAUCUCUUGUUUGCGAUGUCACAACCAUUAUAUUAACACUGAAGAACUCCUGCUCGUAUCUUAAAGUAAUGCACUAUAUUCUGUCUGUUCAAAUCCCUGCUUCAGACUGGCUAUCACAUCUGCCCAAUGCCUCAAAACAUUUGAAGGUUUUACCGGUGAACUACAGGCCACCAUCUAGACUGGGAAUUGCUGUCCCACUUACAGAAAACUUUUACAAUGCUGAUCCUGGAAAGCCUAGAAUGAGAGAUUUUUUUCAGGGAUCAAAAACUUCUGGAACUUAUAAACAGUGUGCUAACAAGACAAGUCGAGCGAACUGUGAUUGUACAGAUGAUAAGAAGCUGUCAUUUUUUGUUGCCUUUUCAGACUGCAAGGAAAAGGCAAUCCGGAUGAAAUAUCCAAUCUCAAAACUUCCGCUCAGUUUUACUAUUGAGAGUGAGGAUGGAUCUGUAAAUUUGUCAUCUCCUUUCUUUGUCACAAUAACAGAAGUCAACAACAGAACAAACUGGGAGAUUUCAGCUACCAAUCAAACAUCAAGCUUGUUAAAAAUGAGGGCAUAUUUGGCUCAUCGACUCAGCACGACGCUGUACAAUCCAGAUGGUCUCACUCUAAGCAUAUAUGGAUCUGAGCUUUUCCAUUUUAGGGUAGCGACUAUUUCUGGAGUCUCCUUUUGUAGCUUAUUUGAUGAAUUUCAGAUUUAUGUUGACGAUGCUCCAUUGGCUUUCCCAGGACAGUAUCUUAUCAGUUCAAUUACAGCUGUACUAAUAGGUUUUAUUAGCUUUUUGACAUUUGUUCUGGAAGCAUAUGAAAUUCCAUUGUGGAGCACUUUGAAGAACAAAAUACGAAAAGCAAGCAAAGUAUCAAUAGUUUCUCUCGUUACACCUUCAACAACUUCAACUGAAACUAAUUAA